GCAGCGACAGGGGGAAUCAUAAGAUUAUCCACGGGAAGCCCAACGAAAUAUCAAAACACACAGAGAUCAAGUUCGUCAUCAGACCAGAGAAGCUCUUUGAUCAUUGAUUCUCAGAGGAAGCCAUGGCUGAACUACUUCUCUCGGCCUUGAUACCAAUUGUUAAGGAGAAGUCGGUGGACUAUGUCCUCCAACAGUUUGGGGCGAUGUGGGGCAUUAAGGACGACCUGGAGAAGCUGAGGAGAACACUGCUCCGAAUCCAGUCUGUGCUUAGAGAUGCAGAGGAGAGGCAAGUUAAGGAGCAGGCAGUGAAAAGCUGGUUGGCAGUACUCAAGGAUGCAGCCUAUGAUGCAGACGACAUCCUGGAUGAGUUCAAUUAUGAAGUUCUGUGGAGCAAGGCAAAAAUUCAGGAUGAUAUUGGGAACAAGGUACGCGAUUUCUUUUCGCUACAUAACCCUUUUCUGUUUCGGCUAAUUAUGGGGAAGAACUUGAAAGAUAUUGUGGAGAGGAUAGAUAGAAUUGCAGCAGAGGGUGAUCAGUUUGGAUUUAGAAGCACAGCACAGCCACACACGGAGAGUAGAACACAAACCCACUCCCAUGUUGAUGAAUCACGUGUCGUCGGUAGACUGGAAGAUAAAGAAAAAAUAGUGAAGUUGCUGCUCCAACAAUAUGAGAAGGAGAAUCUCACAGUCCUUCCCAUAUACGGCAUGGGAGGGCUGGGUAAGACUACCCUUGCUCAACUGGUCUACGGAGACCCCAGGGUGAAGAACCAUUUCCAAAAGCUCAUAUGGGUCUGCGUAUCUGAAGAGUUUAAUGUUGAAAAGCUGGUUAAAUCAAUCAUAGAUACAGCCACAGGCACAAAGUGUGAUCUGCCGAACAUGGAUUUAUUGCAGCACCGCCUUCGAGAAGAGUUGAGUGGGAAAAGGUAUCUACUUGUCAUGGACGACGUUUGGAAUGAAGAUCCAGUGAGGUGGGACGAAUUCAAAGAUCUGUUAGGAUCUAGCAGGGAAGGCAGUACAAUCCUUGUAACUACCCGUAGUGAGCAGGUCUCACGGAUCUUGCGCACAGUUCCUCCUUAUAGUUUAUCAUUUUUAUCUGAUGAUGAUUCCUGGACUUUGUUUAGGCAAAGAGCAUUUACACCAGGAGCUGGAGAACGUCCAGAGCUGAUUGAAAUUGGCGAGGGGAUCGUGAAAAAGUGUGGGGGACUACCGUUAGCAGUAAAGGCUCUAGGGAGUUUGAUGCGCACCAAAAAAGAAGUAAAGGAUUGGGUGGAUAUAAUGAAAAGUGAGAUUUGGGAUAUCGAGUUUGGUGAACAAAGAAUCCUUGCUGUUUUGAAGUUGAGCUACAAUCACUUGCCUCCACAUUUGAAACAAUGUUUUGCCUUCUGCUCCAUAUUCCCCAAAGAUUAUGAGAUGGAAAAAGAUAUGCUGAUCCAACUGUGGAUCGCUAAUGGAUUCAUUCCAUCUGAAGGAAGAAAGGAGUUGGAAGUUUUGGGUGAAGAGAUCUUUGAUGAACUGGUUUGGAGAUCCUUCUUUCAGGACCUUCGGCAACGUGCUUACAACUACAAAUUCGAUCAUGGAUAUCAAAGCGCAGCGACAUGCAAGAUGCAUGACCUGAUGCAUGACCUUGCAACAUCUAUCAUGGGGAGCGAAUGUGCGCCGUUAUUAGAAACUGGUCAUUUGGAAGCAUUACCUGAUAACAUCCGCCAUUUGUUUGUAUCUGGCCCUCGCCAAUUGGACAUUGGUAAGACCCUAAAUAAAUUCCCGACCAUCUUCACACUCUUGCUGCCCCAUACUUACUUGGAUAUGCGGACUGCUGAUUUGUCCAAGGCCAGGUCCCUGAAAGUUUUAAGCUUGGAGUAUACAAAUUCUAUAGAAUUGCCGGUUAAGAUAAGAUAUUUGAAACAUCUAAGACACCUUGACCUCUCUGGGACUGAUAUUGCAGAACUUCCUGAAGCCACCAGCGAGCUUUUCAAUCUACAGGUCCUUAAACUCGAUUACUGCGAGAAAUUAUGUAAACUACCAGAAGCAAUGAGAAAUAUGAGAAGCCUCAGGCACCUAUAUAUACAUCAAUGCGAUAGUUUGAAGCACAUGCCAGCAGGUAUGGGGCAAUUAAGUUCCCUGAAGACGUUGACGAAGUACAUUGUAGGUGACGACGAUGCUGAGAGGGGCAUAAGAGAGCUGAAGGGCCUAAAUCUUGGUGGCCACCUUGAGCUCUAUAACCUGGAGAAAGUGAGGGGCACGGAAGAUGCUUCAGAGGCUAAUCUAGGUUCCAAACAAAAUCUACAGUCAUUAGCAUUAUGUUGGGGAGUUGGGGUGUGGCUUACCGGCUACUAUUCAGUAGAGGCAGAAGAUCAUUCUUUUGAUGAAGAGGCAGAAAAAGCUCAGAAUGUGUUGGCAGCGCUCGAACCUCCCAGCGGCUUGAAAAUGCUGGUAGUAUGGCGGUAUGCAGGUUUACGCUUUCCUGUGUGGAUGAUGGACCGUCUUGAUCUGCUCCGCAAUCUGGUGGAGAUCCAUCUAGGAUCCUGCAGACGCUGCGAGCAUCUCCCACCACUAUGGCAGCUGCCCGAUCUUAAGGUCCUGUCCUUGUGUAAAAUUGACUCAAUCAAGCACCUUCAGAGCAGUGGAAGAGAGGGUACAGUGCAACCAUUCCCUUCACUUAAACAUCUACGGCUAGAUAGAAUGCGGGGCUUGGAGAGUUGGUGGGGAGAGGAAGGCGGAGACCCAGCACCACCCUGUUUUCCUCUGCUUGUCCAGAUAGAAAUCAGAGACUGCCCAAACCUGACUUCCAUGCCAGUGCUUCCUUCUCUCCGCGAAUUGGCAAUAAAAGGAAAUAACAAGAUACCGUUGGAGUCUGUGCUCAGCCAUACCACACUAUCCUGCCUCGAUAUCGAAACCUCUGGUGCAAAUACCAGCAGCGAGACACGGUCGCCGUCCUUUCCACAGGCAAGUAUUUCAUCAUUAAAGCACAUGAACUCUCUGGAAUCGUUAAGCAUCACAGGCAGCGAAGAGCUGAGGCCUCUGCUGGAGCGGGAGGAUGAGACGAGGGGUUUCAGCUCAACCCUUCAAUUUUUGGGCUUGAAUAAAUGCAAUUGGUUGUUCUCAAGGCAGCUGCCAUCAUCACCGUUGGAAAUUUGGACAAACCUUACUUCUCUCCGACGAUUGACAAUCAGGAACUGCGAUGCUCUCCUAUUCUGGCCAGAGGAGGAACUUCAAGGUUUAAUUUCCCUGAAGAGCUUAGAAGUUAGAGAGUGUCAAAAUCUGACUGGCACAUCAUCGGCACCAGAAUCACCAUCAUCAAUGGAACGAGGACUCGCACCGCACCUUGAAUUCAUAGGCAUUAUUGACUGCAAAAACCUGAUGGAGUUGCCCAAGUUACCCGCAUCUCUGAAGUCAUUGUACAUCGACAACUGCCCGAACAUGAAGGCCUUGACAGACCAACUGGGACACCUCCCCGCUCUGAAGCGUCUCUAUAUCCGCAAAUGUUCAGGUCUAACGUCUCUACCUCAGUGGCUGAGACACCUUACGGCACUUGAGAAUCUGAUCCUUAUCGAAUGUACCAGCUUAACAUCUUUGCCGGAAGGGAAGCAAGGGUUCACUACUCUUCGGCGUCUGGAGAUCAAGGACUGUCCCCAAUUGACAACGUUACCAGCAGCCCGACAACAGCGACUCCCCAGCCUCCAAAUACUGGUCAUCAAGGGUUGCCCCGACCUGGAGAGACGAUGCAAAAGAGGAGGAGAGUACUGGGAUCUCGUGUCUCUCUUGCCAGCUCCAGAAAUAGGAGAGCAGAGCAGGGAACAACCACCAUCCUUCUGCAGCAGCCCUUGCUUGGACUGUUUCUCUCCUGUGUAAUGCCAUCUGAGUAUUCAUGACCAAGUACCAUCUCCUCUCUCUCUCUCUCUCUCCUAUGUAAUGUCGGCUUUCAAUCCAUAGGCAUGAUUAGCUAUAAUAAUUUUAUAUGAUUGAGAUUGAUAAAUGUUAUAUCUGUACGUCAUCGAGAUGGAAACUGUAAUGAACAAGCUAUUGCUGGUGUCUUGC
Molecule: messenger RNA, 4034 nt
Organism: Elaeis guineensis (African oil palm)
Lineage: Eukaryota; Viridiplantae; Streptophyta; Magnoliopsida; Arecales; Arecaceae
Product: disease resistance protein RGA2-like
Molecular function (GO): ADP binding
Source: RefSeq, a predicted model, not a curated record